AUGUCUCCGAACUGCAUCUCUUACCAUCUCCCUUACUGGUUUUGCGGCCGCCACUCAAUGCUCACAACAGCGGCAACGUCUCAGCGAGAACGUUGUCCCCUGUGUGUGUGUGUGUGUUGCCUUUCCGCUGAAAUGCCUUCAACUUUCCUAAGUGGCUUCCACCUACCUCUCCUCCUCCCCUUCCUCUCGCUCACGCGCCUUUUUGCCCCCUUUCCCUCGCCACCUGCAGCGUACCUCAGUCUUGCCCAUUCUCUGGGUUUCUGUUGGGCUCACUUCGGGGCUGUUGGGGUCGGGUAUCCUGAGCCGCCUACAAUGUCCGCAGAAUCUCAGCGUGUCGUGUAUGGCGCGACGUUCGACAUCCCAUACGCCAUCGGCAGUGUAUCUGUUCCACUCGACGCUCUUGCGGCAUCAUCGCCGCCACGAGUAGUGCCACAGGAAGUGAACAAGGCCGGCCCGUCCCCAUCCUCCUCGUGCCGUCGCGGUUUGAGCUCGGGCAACAUCAGCUCCGUGCGUCGAUGUACGCAUCACCGGUACUGCUACGUCCGCGAUGGGGGUGAUCUCUCGCAGGACGCCUUCUAUCGGUGGUUGGAGCAGCAGCAGCAGAAGCACCGGGAAGGCGUCCAUGCAAGUAGCACGAGCAGUCCUCCGAAUGAGGACCCCGGAAGACCAUUGACUCCUACGAUGGGCAUAACAUCCACGAAUGCAACCUCCUCAGCAUUGCCUGAUGCGCCAACAAGUCCCUCGCUCUUUUACGCAUCCGUGAAGUGCGUCGUGUUUGUGCUCCCCAACAGCUUUCCCCACCCCCGCCGUGUUCUUCGGCACCCCCCUUUCAUCAUCGAGGACGAUACGUGGGCGGAGCACCUUGUGGAGGUACAACUGCACUUCUGGCCGCACCUCAAGAUCCCGCCCGCCACGGUCGUGCACCAGGCACUGCUAGAGCGUCGUCUUUCGCUUGGGCCCUCGACUCAGCCGAGUGGUGCUGUCUCUGCUGCUGCGCCGGCAGAAGAUGUACGUGAGGUGUGGGUACCACAGCUGCUGGCGAGCACCUAUGGCAAGCCGAAGUUGCUAUCGGUAGCCACAAACGUGACAGUGCGUGUGCCGACCCAUCAUGCAACAGCGACUGCACCAGACACGACCAAGGCUGCCAGUCGCAUGGUUGUCGUUGCUGAGAAGGUCGACACACUUCAUCUGUAUCACCCUUCUCUCGACGUGGUUCGGCACAUUCGAGCAGUGCUCGCCAUGUCGCGCCUGCCCGUUCUGGAGGCGCUGCGCGAGGCCUUUGACGCAGCCUACUCGACGCCUCCUCCCAUGAAUGCGAAUGGCAGCAGUCACAGCGCGACGUCUUCUACACUCACUGACGUGGAGGUGACGCCGGGGGUAGCAGUGGACACAUCGCUUUCAACGCCGUUCGCGCACUCGUGGUCGCUCCCGUUUGAGGAUACUAUUGCCGAGUACGCCGAGCAGCGCGCGUCAACGUCGGUGGCGGUGCUUCAAGCGGUAUUGGAGAAGCUGAAGCGUGAGCGGCAGGAGAUGGAGAAGUCUUGCGAGGGGUCCAUGGAGCAGAUUGUGGAGCUCGCCACCGUCGCACUCCCUACCCAACUGCAGCGGGUACACACGCGGUGUAUGAAGCUCUACAGGAAGGAGUAA
Messenger RNA from Leishmania braziliensis MHOM/BR/75/M2904, 1647 nucleotides. RefSeq lists its product as hypothetical. The record is from RefSeq and is a predicted model, not a curated record. The coding region runs from base 1 to 1647 and encodes 548 amino acids. Gene Ontology annotation, molecular function: histone binding. Gene Ontology annotation, cellular component: NuA4 histone acetyltransferase complex. Gene Ontology annotation, biological process: chromatin remodeling; regulation of transcription by RNA polymerase II. Lineage: Eukaryota; Euglenozoa; Kinetoplastea; Trypanosomatida; Trypanosomatidae. The transcript has a single exon.